AUGUCUGGCCGAACAGGUUUUGCACCCAUUCGGAGCACGGUACAUGUAUCUAUGCUUCCAUAUGCUUAUACAAACAAUGACGUUGCAAAGCUUUUCGAACCUUUUGGAAGAAUUGCUCAUGUGACGAUUUUGCGAGAUCGUGAAACAAGAAUUAGCAAAGGUGUAGCGUGGGUCCAAUUUGUUGAACGUAACUCUGCGGAAAAGGCAAUCCAAGAAUUAAAUGGAACAAAAGUUGACAAAUUUACUAUCAAAGUCGAGUGGGCGAAGGAUAACGGAAGAGGAGGUGAAUUCAUAAAGAAGCGGAAGUAUACAAAAACGAAGUAUUGUUUUGAGUGUGGACAAAUGGGACAUACAUCUUACAAAUGUCCCCGCAAUGUACUUGGCGAUCGCGCGAAACCAAAGAAGAAGCAGCGAAAUGUUGAAGAAGAGAACGAAAAUAUUAAAGCUUGGCUGGCAAAUGACGACGAUGAUGAUUUGGGAGGAACGGCAUUCAUAUUUUAG
Molecule: messenger RNA, 501 nt
Organism: Blastocystis hominis
Lineage: Eukaryota; Bigyra; Opalinata; Blastocystidae
Exons: 5
Coding region: 1-501 (166 amino acids)
Biological process (GO): mRNA splicing, via spliceosome
Cellular component (GO): U12-type spliceosomal complex
Molecular function (GO): zinc ion binding; RNA binding
Source: RefSeq, a predicted model, not a curated record